GCAUUCUGGGAAAAACCGCUCUACGCCCAAAAUGGCGGCAGGGUUGAAAAGUUGGUGAUGUUUCAUUCCAGUUAUCAAACCUCCUAUUUUUAAUAUACUACAUCCUGUGUGUUUUACUAUUAAGAAAGUCCCUCGUUUUUAGGAUAGAGGGGGAAGCUGCGCUCCGUCGGACGUGCGAGUGGCGGCAUCGGUGAACCGUAAGUUUUGUGUCACCCAGCAAAGUUAGCGAGCCCGGGACCUCGUCGCCCGGUUACUUUUGCAUGGAAAGUGCUUACGGACGCUUUCGCCGCGGCGACCAUGCCGGUCGGACUUUGGGCACCUCACACGCUAAAAUGACGGCGAGGAGAAUCUGCAGAUAGAGAUGGAGGAUGACGGCAAAAAGGCAAAAAAGGCGGCGUCAUCAUAACCGGAAAUCCCGACGUGUGACGUCAUGCGGUGGUUACGUGGCGUCAUUCGGUCGCUACGAGACGGCAGUGACUGACGAAAUGGUUUAAGUGUUACAUUCUUAUGCCACAAAUACAUUGGAGGGAACAGGUGCAUGGAGGGUCAAACACCUAUGCAAUGCAGAACAAAAAGCAGUGCAAUAAGAGACAAAACAGUGCAAGACAAAAGGGAAUAGACGUAAUAAAACAUUAAUUAUUUUGGGGUAAACUGGGGCACACGGCCCCCAGUUUAUUUAUUUGCUGUGGGGCACAUGUGUGUUUGGAUUUAGCACCAUGUCUGAUUAACACUAUCAACUUACGAUGCUGUUAACCAGCCUGAUAAAUGUAUUAGUUCCUCCCUACAAAACAUAUGUUGUAAUUUUCAUGUAAUUUUCAUGAACAUGUAACCAUAUCGUUGUGAAACUGUAGGAUUAACAGUGUAUACUUUUGGAACCAGUCAGAAGAUUUGUCAUGAUGAAGUUGACAAUCAUAAGUAAAUGACACAAUGUCCCUUUUCCCCUAAACAACUGUCUGUUUGAUAUUAUGAGUUUUAUUAGUUGAGUCUGUUAAUCUCAUUAAUUACUUUAACUGCUUUGGUGGUAUUUUGGAGACAGAAUACUUGUCAUGUUUAGUUACACAAUGUCAUGUCUCAAAAUAGUUAGAAUCACUGUUGUCACUAAGGGAAAAAAAAUGUAUUUUAUGAAUAUUUAACAUUUUAAUAUCUAUAGUUAUUUAGUGCAUUCUAUUGCAUCCCCAAGUAGGAAAUGAUUUCUAGGUAAACAUAAUUUUCAGAUUGUGUUUUAUUCUGCAAGUUAGCCUAUUAUAAACAUAUAGUAUUUGACGUGUGUGUAAUGGAAAUGAUUAUGAUUUUUUUAAUCACAUUCCUUUACUUGUGGUUUGUUACACUCAUUUGCUAUUUUAUGUAUAUAUUAUUAUAUAACAAAGCAGCAAACUAGUGUAAGAAACCACAAGUAAAGGAAAGUUUUGUUAAAAAAAGACCAUGAUUAUUUCUAUUCCAAUGUCAUAUUUCUUAACCAGACACACAUACACACACACACACACACACACACACUCUUCCAUUUCUGUAUUUUCCCAGUGUAUUCACACGAGAGAAUGCAGGGCAGGGCAUGUAAACGUUAGACAGGAUGUGACUCCCUCCUAUCAGCCCAGACCAGCAGUGCGGAGAAGCACUUCAGUGGAAAUACUGGUCUGCCUUUUCAGGCUGAGCCCUUCCUUGGCCCAACCUGAGUGACCUGCAAGUCCCUUCACGGUUAUCUGUGAAGAUGGCCCACGGGCUGCUUUCCAGCUUUAGCAGAAUGUUUGCUCUGGUUUCACUCUCCCAAUCCAUUUUGCUGAGCUCUCUAUAGUCUAGAAUGGUUUUUGGAUAUUUUUUUGUUUUUGUUUGGUUUUUCCUCAUUGCAUGUGCUCCUAAUACUUUAUGUGUGGGGUGCUUUUUCCGCAAUGUAAUGGUAAGUAGGGUUUGAUCUUGUCAUGGCUCAUCCGCUAGAAUAAAUAUUUAACCAAAAUGCUGAUAUCUCUCCAAAAUAUGAAAAAACAAAACAAGCUACCUGCAGAAUUAUCCUGGUUAUAGGCUGUUGCUGUUGUUUUUUAAGUUGAGUUUGAUUACAGUAGAUGGCAGCACUAAACAGUACAUUUGUUCACAAACAGGCUUUAAAAACACAAUUGACUGCUUGAUCAUAUUUGGCUAGUCACUGCUUUUCUGUUCUUGGGAAUCCUUAAAUAGAGGCAGAUAAGAUGUCAGACAUACUGUAUUCCUCCACUGUCACAAAGGCCCACAUUUCAGCUGCUCAUUUACUUAAGCCAGUGUUAAUUGUUCUUCUGCUUAAAUUUGGUCCAGUUUUGGUUUUAAUGACCAAGUGAAUUAGGUAACCACAUUGAUCAUUUUUAGUUUGUUUAAUUUUUAGAAAGGGAAGUCUCUCUAACUCACUUCACACAGGGGACCCAGCUAACUUAACAUCUCGACGGAUUCUUACACUUGACAGUCCACAUGUAUCUUUUCUUUUUUUUUGUCAGUCCAAUAAUACCAAGUGAUAACAUGUAAAAAUACAACUUUAAAAGCUUACAGAUCAUUAGUGACUGAUUAAUGAUUAAUGUAACCAACUGGAAGUUAGAUGAGCCAGUGAUUGACAGUAAGCUGUAAUUCUGUCCACCAUGUAUUUUGAAGCCUUGUGUUCCAUUAUUUUAUUUACUAGCAAUUGUGAAAGAUAGAACCUGAAUAUUAUACAUUCACCCAUGUGUCAUAGGGCUAUAUACAUAAAAUAUGAAUGCACCUUGAAUUUGGAUGCUGUUCCAAGGUUGAUGGUUUCAUAUGAUCACACAAGGUCAUGUUAAAGCAACAAGAUGGUACAGAUACAUAUUUGGUGUUUUCUUUUUGGAGCUAGCAUUCAGCCCUUGUGCCAUUAAGAUUUCUGAUUUUUUUGUUCAAUUCCCAUAUGGGAUUUUGGCCACAGUGCUUAAAUGUCUAAAAAUUGUAAAAACAAACAUGAAUAACGAGAAACAUUCAUUUGAGCCGCCACAGUCACUUCCAGUAAUGGUGUUUGUAAGAUCAAGAAAGUGAAAAGUUGUGUUGGUGUGAGCAGCAAGUGUAUUGACAGGAAGUGGUGGUGGUUCUGCUUCCUGUUCAUCUGCUCCGCCACUGCUCUGCUCCUCUCCUGAGCAUAGAGACGUUUCUUAUUGCUCAGGCAUGUGGAGGUAGGCGAAAGCUGCGCUCGUGCUCAGUUGGCUAGGCAGUGGCAUGGGAUAGGCAUCACCUCCUGAAUAUUUCAAGACGGGCUUGAAGUUUCAUGGAGAGCGAGCCUGGUAUUGCGUCUCCAUUCAAGCGCGUCUUCCUGAAGGGAGAGAAGGGGAGGGACAAGAAGUCCCAGGAGAAGGCGACGGAGCGUCGGGCCCUACAUACAGUCUCCGUGUCCCAGCCCGAUCACCGCGUCGACCCUGAGGUCCUGCUCAAUGACUACAUUGAGAAGGAAGUCAAGUAUUUAGGGCAGCUAACAUCAGUUCCGGGGUACCUAAAUCCUUCCAGUCGGACAGAAGUUUUGCAUUUGAUUGAUAAUGCCAGGAAGACCCACCAGCUCCCAGGACAGCUGACAGCUGAGCAGGAUGCGCUGGUCAGCCUCUCAGCCUACAACGUGAAGCUGGUGUGGCGUGAUGGCGAGGACAUCAUCGUGCGGGUGCCUAUCCACGAUAUCGCCGCCGUGUCCUACAUCCGUGACGACUCCCUGCACCUCAUAAUACUUAAGACAGCCCAGGAACCUGGAGGCUCCCCUUGCCCAAGCACCUGCCCAGACGCGUCCAAGACCCAGACCCUGAGCUCGCUGCCCGAGAGUGGCCCCAUGUUGUUGGACGUGUGCAGCCUGCUGGUGCUCGCUGUGGAGAACAAAGCUGCCGCUGAGGAGCUGUGUUUGCUUCUUAGCCAGGUCUUCCAGAUAGUUUACACAGAAUCUACCAUCGACUUCUUAGACAGAGCGAUAUUCGAUGGGGCCUCGACACCCACCAGACAUCUGUCAUUGUACAGCGAUGACUCCUCAAGCAAAGUCGAUGUGAAGGAGCCCUACGACACUGAAGAAUUCCCCUUCCAGGGCCCUCUAGACAUGGGGGGAAACUCCUUGGCCUCAUCCCCCUCCACACCGGCGUCUCCGCAGGCACACGCCACCAGUGACAGUGAGCUGAGCACCACGGCUGCAGAGCUGCUGCAGGACUACAUGACCACGACCUGUCAAACCAUCUGUUUGCCUGUCCAGCUUCGGACCAAGUUGUCCUCUCAGGAGAUCCAGCAGUUUGCCACGCUGCUGCAUAAGUACAGGAACGGCUCCUCCAUCCACGAGUUCUGCAUCAACCUGCGGCAGCUCUACGGUGACAGCAGGAAGUUCCUCCUCCUGGGACUCAGGCCCUUCAUCCCCGAGAAGGACAGCCAGCACUUUGAGAACUUCUUGGAGACCAUCGGUGUAAAGGACGGGCGGGGAAUCAUCACCGAUAGCUUUGGGAGGUACCGGCGGACCCUGAGCACCACCUCUAACUCGACCACCAACGGCAAUGAAGCGGCAGAAGGUGUCGACGAGCAGCCAGUAAACACCGAAGGCGACGAUUGGGACCGCAUGAUCUCGGAUAUCAGCAACGACAUCGAGGCGCUGGGCUGCAGCAUGGACCAGGACUCCUCGUGAGGAGGCCGACCUGGGACGGUCGCGACAUGGAUGCUCUGAGGACCGGAUGCCAUUUCAGCAGUAUUGUAGCCGAGUUCGAUGUCCUCCGUAUCUCUUGCCUUGUUGUAGCCUGUAGAGUGUGACAGCUGGUGCCGAAAGCUUUGCGCACACGGGUGACCCUGUAUCGGCAGUAUCUGCUGAACCUUAAUGAGGACACGUCUGAGCCGCCUUACGAGAACCCACGUAGACCUCCAAACUUCAAAGGCUUGAAGAAAGUACAGAAGUCUUGCUUUUAUAUAGCUGCGGUUGUAAUAUCGUCAUUUGGUUUGUAUCCUCCAUCCCCAAGGUCACUGUAUCCUGAAAUGUAUGCAGAGUUUGAGAGAUUGUGGCUAAUUCUGAAGCAUGUUUUACUGUUUUUUUUUUUCUCCUCUCCACAUUGCAAGAUGUACUCAAUGCUUUUUGCGGCUGCCAGUCCGACCCGAUUAUUGGUAGCCGUACGUUACAUUUACAGUUGAUGCUUUGCUUUCGAUUACAUGAAGGCACCGUUUAUUUGAUGCUCGGCCGCUUCCAUCGAGUGCUCCUCUUAGACAUUGGGAAGAAGAGCUGAAUUUGACAAGGCCAGUCUAUGGUUGAUAAUUCUUAAGACUCCUAAAUCCCUUUGUGUAUUUUUCUUUAGGCUCUGGUGUCAAAGUUGCAUCACCAUAAAAUUUCGCGCGACGAUUUGGUCUGUGUUUAUUUCAGUUGGGAGAAUAACUGCUGAGUGCAUGAACCAGCUGAAAGUAUUGAAAGGGAAAUGAAUCCCGUCACCAGGCAACCGGAUGUCAGUUCAGGAUUGUCAUGUUUCAAUGCACCACUUAGCCUCACAUCUGCAGCGCGAAUUUCCAGCAAAUAAAUUUGAAUAAAACAUAGAAGUGUAAUAGGAAUGUCACAUUUCCAUCAAGGACCUACUCCCAGCAAAUACAAUAGUAGAAAAUUAUCCUGCUGGCUUAAAACUUGACUUUAAAAAAUUGAUAUAAAAGAAACCGAGAAAUGGUUCCCUAAAUAUGUGCCGUGCAUGUGACAUGAAGCAGUGUCUAGAUUUUUUCAGUUAUGUUAGAAAUUAACAGAAUUUAUUAAAAAAAAAAAAAAAACAAGAGUUGCCUUAAUUCCUCGACAACAUUUCACACAGAAAGCCUUUGAGAGACUUUGGCUAAGUAAGGAUACCAAUAGAGAACAAAUUCCUGAAUUGUCUCUCAUAGCUAUUAUUUUUCACCCUGAUGUCAGAUGAAGUCUGUUGGAUAUAAUGUCUUAAAUUCAUUGUCACAUCAUUUUUUUCUGUUCAUUAACUGCUUAGCAGCAGGUUUGUGCCGCUAGAUUCUUCCCCCUGACUGAUUCCCAAACCUCGGUUCUGCUUGAUUUUGCAUUCAAAUGACACAAGCGGUUAUUUAUAUACCCAGUCAGGUGGUACUCAAUGCCAAAAAUGCAGAAAUAAAAUUCUAAAAGAAUUACUCCUAUUAAUGCCUUCUUACAGAACUGCUUGUUCUUAACAGAUUAAAGGGGAAACACUUGUCAGCAAGUUUGAAAGCAACUACUUUCCUAAACGCCAGAUGCCUUUAAAAAACAGAAAACAUACACCCACUAUGGACAAACUCACGCACUUUUGCAAAAUGAAAAUAAUUUGGAAGGAAACCGGGACCUAAUCCUCAUGUAGAGAGACUUUUUGAAAACAUGCGGUUGUCUCACGGUCCAAGAUAUUUAUGUCACACUGCAAUAUAAAAUGCAGCAAUUUGCUCUGUAUAAGAGUGUCUGUUAAACUAAUAAAUGUAAACAUAGAUCCAGUAAAAUCAUGGAAGUUG
Messenger RNA from Paramormyrops kingsleyae, 6414 nucleotides. It is a transcript of the gene ccm2, whose product is annotated as CCM2 scaffold protein. The record is from RefSeq and is a predicted model, not a curated record. Lineage: Eukaryota; Metazoa; Chordata; Actinopteri; Osteoglossiformes; Mormyridae. Gene Ontology annotation, biological process: heart development; vasculogenesis.